Molecule: messenger RNA, 1016 nt
Organism: Saccostrea cuccullata (small rock oyster)
Lineage: Eukaryota; Metazoa; Mollusca; Bivalvia; Ostreida; Ostreidae
Exons: 3
Coding region: 219-1016 (265 amino acids)
Source: RefSeq, a predicted model, not a curated record
CCAAGAAAUCCCCCACCAAAAUCGGCAGUGUAGGAGAACCGUUAGAAAUUAGCGACCCGCUGUUCUGAUAAGCGAUGGCUACUCUGUCCGUCCUGCAGGGGUCAGUGUUACCAUGGUUUUAUUACCUAAUUUUCUUGCUGCUGGUCUUAUCUCAAAAAUCUGCUUGAUUAAAUGCACGCUAUCAAGGCUGUAGACAGGACAACGAAAACAAUCAGACAAUGGAAAAAAGAAUUAAGAAAAAGCCUCAAAGAUUCGGAGAAUGGGAAGAGAACGUAAACUUUAGGCAUGAGCAGAGAAAUCAAGAGAAAUUGUGGGAAGUUGAGGACAUACUAGAUGUGCGUGGAGCGAACGGGGACAAAGAGUAUCUUGUGAAAUGGAAAGACUGGAAUGGUCCGGAUACAUGGAUCUCGGCCGAGCACAACCCUGAACUCCAAUCAUUUGUCGGGAGAAAUAUAAACAACCCCAAUUCUUGCAUACUAAAUAGGGACAUAUUAGACCUUCCGAAGUCUGACGACAAUAUGGAAAUCUUGUCUCUAAAACAAUCCAUUUUUGACAGUCUUGCGGAUGUAAGGUAUACCCCGGAAGGCAGCAUAGGACACCAAUUCAGAAUCACUGUGAAAGUACCAAUUUCUGCUGAAACGUUUUCUGCCACUUUCCGUGAGGAAAUUCGAAAGAUUCCCAAGGACAAUGGAAAUGUUGAUUGUAACCUCACAGUAGAUGAGGUUUCAUUAAUCCUUGGCAAUAAUUGGAUGAAACGAGGAUACAAGACGUCAACAGAAACAUAUGUCUCAGAACGGGAAUAUGUCCACAUAUGGUGGGGAUAUAAGGCCAGGCAACAAUAUUGCCACAAAAAACUGUGCAAGGUAUUAUAUAGUCACUUUCAAUAUGUAGCUGAGCUGGCAUGGAAGAGGAACGUCCUCAAACAUGCACACCAACCAUCACAAACAUCCUUGGUCCUGCUUGGAUUUAUUUUACCUUCACUAGGUCGAGGAGGAAUAGAGUUACUGGAGAUGUAG